This is a messenger RNA of Episyrphus balteatus (marmalade hoverfly), 988 nucleotides long. Its product is annotated as E3 ubiquitin-protein ligase RNF4-like. The transcript is spliced from 3 exons. Bases 109 to 915 code for a protein of 268 amino acids. The record is from RefSeq and is a predicted model, not a curated record. Gene Ontology annotation, biological process: positive regulation of transcription by RNA polymerase II. Lineage: Eukaryota; Metazoa; Arthropoda; Insecta; Diptera; Syrphidae. Gene Ontology annotation, molecular function: transcription factor binding.
UAUAUUUUCAUUAACCGUUUAAUUAAAGAAACAAGAAAACUAAUUAAACAAAAUAAACUCAGUUAGUUUCCAAAUUUUAAGUUAAUCUGACAAAAAACAAAAUCAAACAUGUCUGCUUUAGAUUCCAGCAGUACGGACAAAUCGCCUACACAAAAUGACGAUUCAUUAUUUGACGUUGACCUAAUUGAAGUUGACGAUUUGCUAAACAGUGCUUCAAGACUUCUUGAAGAAGUCUACAGCAUCCGACCAGCAAUUGAAACAUCCAUUACCAGUCCUCGGGAAGAUGCAAUGGAACAGGUUCAAAGAUUUCUAAGUUCAAUAAGAGAGCGUGACGAAGAAGAGGAGGACGUUGUCUUUGUCGAGGCUCGUCCUGGAAACGCACCUCCCGCAAGUGCCAGAACUACGGCCGUGGUCGAUCUCUGCACUCCAAACACAGCUGACGAGAGCACACCCGAGACACGCGGUACUCGGAGACGACGUACAACCGUAGACAUAGCACCGAUUGCAUUCCCUGACUUAACUACCUCGCCGAAUGGAUCAAAUACAGGUUCGAGGAGAACCAGACGACAAGCAAAGGCCGAACCGGUCGAUAAUUACCCGCAGGUCAUCGAAGUUUCUCGUCCAGCGACUACCGCUCGUAGUUCUGUUCCACCUCCGGUUUCUCCUGUUAGGGGUAGUACAAGAGCUCAAACUGCUGCCAAUAAUACAGUUAGCCCAAAUUCUAAUAAUGCUGGAUUGCCAGCAUUAACUUGCGCUGUUUGCAUGGAAAGUGUCUUAAAUCGACAGCCUGCAUCGACAUCGUGCGGACAUAUAUUUUGUCAGGGAUGCAUAAUGCAGGCCAUACGCCUCACAUCAAAAUGUCCGCUAUGCAACACAAAGCUUAAUAGGACUAAGGUGCACCGUGUGUACUUUUAAUUUAUAUUCCCACUUUACUUAUUCAUUAUUGUUGAACAAAUUUUUUUUUUAUUUUAUGUUUGUCUUUUUUUUU